This is a messenger RNA of Pseudo-nitzschia multistriata, 1781 nucleotides long. Lineage: Eukaryota; Bacillariophyta; Bacillariophyceae; Bacillariales; Bacillariaceae. The record is from the annotation of a GenBank genome assembly.
CAUCAAUCCGAUUGAUCGAUUGAUUUCUAAUCCGUUCCGUGGUCAAUCCUCUUUCCAUUCGAUACAGUCAAUCCGUAGUGACGUUGAUACAUGCCACAACAACAUUCGGUCGCAUCCUUAGUCAUACGAAUUCCGGGCAGUGCGUCUGAAAUGUCGAGGGUUUUCUCCUGUUUUGUGUGGUGCCGUGUGCCAAUGCUUAUUCCCACCAGAGACGGUCAUCUCCCAUGGCGCCUCCGUUAUCGGCAACCGUGUGUGGUUCAACGACAAUCUCAUGCGGGUAUUCCAUCGGAGCCUUGGACCACAUGCGGAUCGUCCAUCCGGGACCUGGCGUCUCGAUAAUGGCAUGGUAGGGUUGGGUAGUUCCCUCGCAGUGAAGGUCAAAUACCUGACGAAUGGAAUUGGGUCCCUGCAAAACUUCAAUCUUGGACUUCGCUGCUCUCUUGCCGGUGUCCUUCGACCACCACAUGAUUUGAACACUCUCAAUUGAAUCUGAGAUGGGAAACGCCUUGACGGCACCUAGUCCUCCCUCUUGAACGGUUCCCUGCAUGGUAUGCUUCGGGUUCGAAUCCCAGACGUCGUUUUGGAACGCAAUGAGUUGCUUCGUGCGUUCCAUGGAGGGAACCUCGGCUCCGAAAGUGCACGGGAACUCCUGCGAUCCGGUGGUAGAAAUCUUUAGCGCCUUGGGUCCCUUGGGGAAAGCGAGCAUCCCCUUGUAUGGCGUUUGGGAGCCGUCUUCAAGGUUUACAUCCAUGGAGUGCAAGAGACGAACAGGUCCUUCCCAACUGUUUUAUCGAGUCACGUGAGUGAUCGCCCAUCAGUCAUCGACAUAGAUAUCGUUAUCAACGUAGUCAUCGCAAUCAUGGAUUGGAUCGCAGUUGGUGUAGCGGGUCGACAAUGGGAAGAUAUAUCGAAACAAACGUGCGAGAUGGAGUUAGAUGGAAUGUAAAUGGAAUGGACAGAUUAAAAAACCGUGCAUGCAAACGCUGCGGAGACGGCAACAGUCGCUGCGUUUCAUGCGUUAAGAUGAAGCGGGAGCAUUUCUGUUUCUUCUGCCAGCUACAAAGGUCCUCGACAAACCAAGACGAUGUCGCUCCAUCCUGUUUCCACAACGGACAACUGUGUCUCUGCUUCCUUUUCCGCUCGCCACAACACAAAACCAAGCAAAACAAAACAAAUACGCUCAAGGUUUCUGAUAGCUUGACGUGAAGAAGCAACGAACAACGAACAACGAGCAACACGCAACGGUCGACAAUUGACAAUCGACGAGGAACUCUUUGGAUUUGAUUUCCAUGGGGUAUCACGCAAGUUGAGAUUCGCAUUUUUGACGUACAGUUCAACCUUGGCCUUCAGCGGACGUCCGUUCGUUUCCAAGACGUAUUGUAGACGCUCUGUUUCGGUUGGGAUAUCCCAGGUUCGGACUGUGCCACCUCCCUCGAUACGUUUCAUAGGAAUGUCAGAAGAGAACAGCUCGAAUGGCCCACCAGGGCUUCCAAGAGCUGGCGGACUGGAGGGGGACCAGCCCUGACCCACGUUCAGCGCACUGCCAGUCUUCACUUGGGCGGAGGGGGUGAAGGCCGAUGUGGAGGCGACAAGGAGAGAAGCGAUUGCGGCGGAGAACUUCAUCGUGCUUUUGUGGAAGUGCAAUAGUUAGAAUGAUAUAUAAACUUAAACUACCUGUAGACCCUAGUCUUCGUUGUUUGUAGACAAGAGUAUUAUUGCCAGUGUGGCUUCACCGUGAACUUUUGCUCUCGACGUUUUGAAAAUAAGAGGCUAACGACUUU